CGGCCGCCCUCCCGGCGCGGAUCGCCAGGCACGCUCCCCGCCGCGGCCGCCCCCAGGCCCUAGCCCCGUGAAGCACUGUGGAGGCCCGGCCCGCUGGCGGGCUGGUCACGUGCGGCCGGGAGGGGCGUUGGAGGCCGGGAGUCUGCAGGAAUGUAGUUAACUUGCAGGGGAAAGUUUCCCUCCGCGGACGUCCGCGGAUCCUGUGCGGGCGGGCGCGCAGAGGAAGGAAGAGCCGGGAGGAGGCGGAGCCGCGAGCGGCUCGGGCGGGCGGUUCUCUCAACUUUAGUUUUGGCGUCUGAGGCGAGUUUCUGUCUCAGUCGGGCGCAGCCGCCGCCGGGGAAAAGAAAGGGAGGAAGGAAGGAACAAGAAGAGGAAAUAAGAGAGAAAGGGGGAGGGGAAAGGCAACUAGCUGUCCGGCAUCCGUCAAGGGCGUGAAGGAAAAAAGUUCUCGGGCGCGCAGGUCCGGGGCUCUCGCAGCCCCUCCCGAGGCGCAGCCGCCAGACCAGUGGAGCCGGGGCGCAGGGCGGGGGCGGAGGCGCCGGGGCGGGGGAUGCGGGGCCGCGGCGCAGCCCCCCGGCGCUGAGAGCAAGGCGAGCGCCGCUCCCGCCGCCCAGCGCCGCCGGCCCGCCACCCUCGCCGGUUCUCCCAUCUCGGCCCGUCGAGCCGGGGCGCCCGGGCGGAGCCCUCGCCCGCCUGGUCGGGGUGCGCGUCGGGGGAGGGAGAAACCAUGGAUCCCGGGCAGCAGCAGCCGCCGCCUCAGCCAGCCCCCCAGGGCCAAGGGCAGCCGCCCGCGCAGCCCCCCCAGGGGCAGGGCCCGCCGUCCGGGCCCGGGCAGCCGGCACCCCCGGGGUCCCAGGCGGCACCGCAGGCCCCCCCCGCCGGGCACCAGAUCGUGCACGUCCGGGGGGACUCGGAGACCGACCUGGAGGCGCUUUUCAACGCCGUCAUGAACCCCAAGACGGCCAACGUGCCCCAGACUGUGCCCAUGAGGCUCCGGAAGCUGCCUGACUCCUUCUUCAAGCCUCCAGAGCCCAAGUCCCACUCCCGACAGGCCAGUACUGAUGCAGGCACUGCAGGGGCCCUGACUCCACAGCAUGUUCGAGCUCAUUCCUCUCCAGCUUCCCUGCAGCUGGGAGCCGUAUCUCCUGGGACACUGACACCCACGGGAGUAGUCUCUGGCCCAGCAGCUGCACCCACUGCUCAACACCUUAGACAGUCUUCUUUUGAGAUACCUGAUGACGUACCUCUGCCAGCGGGCUGGGAGAUGGCAAAGACAUCUUCUGGUCAGAGAUACUUCUUAAAUCACAUAGAUCAAACAACAACAUGGCAGGACCCCAGGAAGGCCAUGCUCUCCCAGAUGAACGUUACAUCCCCUGCCAGUCCACCAGUGCAGCAGAACAUGAUGAAUUCGGCCUCAGCCAUGAACCAGAGAAUCAGUCAGAGUGCUCCAGUGAAACAGCCACCACCCCUGGCCCCCCAGAGCCCUCAGGGAGGAGUCAUGGGUGGUGGCAAUUCCAACCAGCAGCAACAGAUGCGGCUGCAGCAGUUGCAGAUGGAGAAAGAGAGACUGCGACUGAAGCAGCAAGAACUGCUUCGGCAGGUGAGGCCACAGGCAAUGCGGAAUAUCAAUCCCAGCACAGCAAAUUCUCCAAAAUGUCAGGAAUUAGCUCUCCGUAGCCAGUUACCAACACUGGAGCAGGAUGGUGGGACUCAAAAUCCAGUAUCUUCUCCUGGGAUGUCUCAGGAAUUGAGAACAAUGACGACCAAUAGCUCAGAUCCCUUUCUUAACAGUGGCACCUAUCACUCUCGAGAUGAGAGCACAGACAGCGGACUAAGCAUGAGCAGCUACAGUGUCCCUCGGACCCCAGACGACUUCUUGAACAGUGUUGAUGAAAUGGAUACAGGUGACACUAUCAACCAAAGCACCCUACCCUCACAGCAGAACCGUUUCCCAGACUAUCUUGAAGCCAUUCCUGGGACAAAUGUGGACCUUGGAACACUGGAAGGAGAUGGAAUGAACAUAGAAGGAGAGGAGUUGAUGCCAAGUCUACAAGAAGCUUUGAGUUCUGACAUCCUUAAUGACAUGGAGUCUGUUUUGGCCGCCACCAAGCUAGAUAAAGAAAGCUUUCUUACAUGGUUAUAGAGCCCUCAGGUAGACUGAAUUCUAAAUCUGUGAAGGAUCUAAGGAGAUAUACCUGAAAUUUCCAAAUAAGCCGGUUGUGAUCUUCUGGCUAAUACAGAAAAAGAUGAACAAACGUCCAGCAAGAUUCUUUCAUCCACUAUUUUGCUCUUCCUUGUCCAUUGCUGCUGUUAAUAUAUUGCUGACCUCUUCCAUGUUUGGCUCUAAAGAAUCAAAAAAAAACUUUUUUUGUUUCUUUUGCUAUUAUAACUACUGUUUGUUUUGGGGGCUGGGGGAAGUGAGCCUGUUUGGAUGAUGGAUGCCAUUCCUUUUGCCCAGUUAGAUGUUCACCAAUCAUUUUAACUAAAUACUCAGACUUGGAAGUCAAAUGCUUCACGUCACAGCAUUUAGUUUGUUCAAGCAAUUGUUUCUUCAGCUGCCUUUGGCCAGUGGAAAAACAUGACUUACUGGUCUGACAAGCCAAAAAUGUUGUAUCUGAUGUUAAGUACUUAUGCUGAUUUGAAGAGAUAGCUGAAACCAAGGCUGAAGACUGUUUUACUUUCAGUGGGUUUUUUUUCCUCCUAGUGCUAUCAUUAGUCACAUAGUGACCUUGAUUUUAUUUUAGGAGCUUAUAAGGCUUGAGAUAAUUUCCAUAGAAAUAUAUUAAUUAUUGCCACAUACUCUAGUAUAGGUUUUGGUGGGUUUUAUUGUGGUUUGUUGUUGUUGUCGUUGUUGGUUUCUUUUUUGUUUGUUUUUUGUCUUGGUUGGGGUUUUUAUUGUUUUGGGGGUUUCUUUGUUUUUUUCUUUUUCUUUAUUUUUUGUGUUUUUUUGUUGUUGUUGUUGUUUCUCAGAACUUAGGCAAAUUACCAUUAUAGUGAAUCUGUUUAUACUUGUAGCUUGGGACAGUUAUUGUAGUUCCUUUGGUAAAUCUACAUGUCCUGGUUUUUUUUUACCAUCUUAUUUAAAUCUUGGUAAUCUGCUCUCUCUAUAUACCCACACACACACUUAUAAUGUUUAUGAUAGUGUGAUAGCAGAAUGUAUCCUUUUUUUUUAAGUUUUCCCUACUUUCCAAUUUAUUUUAAAAUGGUAGCUUUGAAUGUAUGUAUUUAGAAUACAUGACUAGUAGUUUAUAUUUCACAGGUAGUUUAAAUCUGGUUGGGGCUGCAAAUGUUGGUGGUAGUUUAGUGUUCUAGAAAGGGCUGUUAUUAUGGGUAGUGCCUAGAGGAGUCCUGUAUGCCCUCUGGGCACACAAUGGAUAUUAUCUGAUGAAUUUGAAAGGAGCAAACAAGAAAUGGCUUUAUUAUCCCCUGGUUAGUCCCUCAGACUAAUUUUAAGUCUUGAUGGGAAAUCACUGAGUUAGGUUCAUAGUGUACAUGACAGAAGUAAGCUUUAUAUAGUGGUUUACCUUCCUUUAGCUUUGAAAGUUUACCUUUGCCUUAGUUUUGGAAGUAAAUUCUAGUACUUUAGUUCUCUUUUGUAGUGAACACAUUAAGGACUACAUUGAAAUAUUACCUACAAAAUCGUUCUUCUAAGACUUGCUUCUGCUUCUGUAUGCUGAGAAUUGACCCUGGAUAGUAUAUAGAAUACUGUAAGGUCAUAAGUUAGCUGGUAAAGUGAUCAGAUUAAUGUAUAUUGGUAGUUGAAUUUAGCAAAGAAAUAGAGAUAAUCAUGAUUAUACUUUUAUUUUUACUGGAAGAGAUAUAACUAGAGUAUGUGUCUACAGGAGUAAUAAUGUUUUCCAAAGAGUAUUUUUAAAGGAACAAAAUGAGCAUGAAUCAAACCUUCAGUAUAAGCUAUGAAGUAAUACUUGGUUGUGAAUUAUAGUGGUAUCAGCUAGCACCUCUAUGAUUAAGGGUCUUUCAGUGUUUCUAGAGUAAGCCCUUAUUUUCAAGGGUUUAUAAGACAUAAAAUCUCUUUUCCUGGCUAAAACUGCUAUGAAAAGCCUCAGCUUAGGAAGACAAGUGGUUUUUUUUUCUUUCUGAUUACAGAAUCUAAGCAUUUUGACCCUUCAAUUUAGAGGAGUGCAAAAGUUGGAAGUAAGAAGUUUUAUAUUAAGUAAUUUCGGUGCUCAAAAUGCAAUCACUGUGUUGUAUAUAAUGAUUCAUAGGUCGAUCAUUCGUAAUAAUUGACUCUAAGGCUAUUAUUAAGAAAACAGAAGAAAGAUUAAAUCUUGAAUUAAGUCUGGGGGGAAAUGGCCACUGUGCAGAUGUAUUGAUUUUUUUAGAGGAAUAAUGAAAUUCUGCCUAGAAUGCAUAAUUGAGUUUAUGGAUGAAUGAUACAGCAUGUUGGCUUUUUAAUGUGCAGAAGAUCAAAGCUACUUGGAAGGAGUGCUUACAAUUUGCCAUUAAGCCACAAAUUAAGAUCGCAUUUUAUAUAUCAGCAGAGUAGCUUUAGAUUAGGGGAGAGGGUGGGAAGGUGGGAGGGGAGUUGUGAAGACUUAGUGGGACCUUGAUAGAGAACUUUAUAAGCUUCUUUUUCUUCAAUAAAGACUUGUCUUACAUCUUGCUGUCAUUAAAGUCAGUUGUUCCUAAAAUUUUAAUCACUCAAGUACACCCACAAAACAAAAAUAUGGAGUUCUUCAUUUCCUCUCACCUUUAAUUUACCCAGUUAUACCUCAGUGUUGAAGCAGCACCGUGGUACCUAACAGACAUGGUGCUUUGAUCUUAUUGUACCCUCUGUACUCACCUGAAGGAGACCUAAGCCUUUCUCUUUCUGAGUUUGAAUCACAGCCUUGAUGUGCUCUUCCUUGUUUUAUGUCCUUAUUCCUAAUGUAACGUGUUUAACUGCUUCUUGGUUGUAUUGGGUGGCAUUGGGAUAAGAUUUUAACUGGGUAUUCUUGAAUUGCUUUUACAAUAAACCAAUUUUAUAAUCUUUAAAUUUA
Mesoplodon densirostris (Blainville's beaked whale) is the source of this 5000-nucleotide messenger RNA. It is a transcript of the gene YAP1, whose product is annotated as Yes1 associated transcriptional regulator. Gene Ontology annotation, cellular component: nucleus; cytoplasm. Gene Ontology annotation, biological process: hippo signaling; positive regulation of transcription by RNA polymerase II. The transcript has 8 exons. Gene Ontology annotation, molecular function: transcription coactivator activity; transcription corepressor activity; protein binding. Bases 728 to 2143 code for a protein of 471 amino acids. The record is from RefSeq and is a predicted model, not a curated record. NCBI's taxonomy places the organism in Eukaryota, Metazoa, Chordata, Mammalia, Artiodactyla, Ziphiidae.